AUGUCGAACAACGUCGACUUUCUCGGCCGCGCGGUCAAUACGGUCAAGCAGGCCAUUGAGGCCGACAAUGCUGGCGAAUACGAGAAGGCCUUCAACCUGUACAAGCAGUCCCUCGAGGUCUUCGUCCUCGCCAUCAAGUACGAGAAGAAUGCAAAGUCUAAGGACCUCAUCCGCGCCAAGACCGCCGAGUACAUGGACCGCGCCGAAAAGCUGAAAAAUCACCUCAACGAAGCGGAAGCCAAAAAAGCAUCAGGGGGCAAAGGCGCCGUUGGCGCCAAUGGCAAGGGCAAGGAGGACAAGGACGGCGAGGAUGGCGAGGACAAGAAGCUGAAGAACGCGUUGAGCGGCGCCAUCCUCCAAGAGCGCCCCAAUGUGCGCUGGGAGGACGUCGCCGGCCUGGAGGCAGCGAAGGAGACUCUCAAGGAGGCCGUCGUCAUACCGAUCCGCUUCCCCAGUUUGUUCCAGGGUAAGAGGCAGCCGUGGAAAGGUAUCCUGCUGUACGGGCCACCAGGAACCGGUAAGAGUUAUUUGGCCAAGGCGGUUGCGACGGAGGCGAACAGUACCUUCUUCAGUGUCAGCAGUUCUGAUCUCAUCAGUAAAUGGAUGGGUGAGAGUGAAAGGCUUGUCAAGACCCUCUUCGCCAUGGCUCGUGAGAACAAGCCGGCUGUCAUCUUCAUCGACGAAAUCGACGCCCUCUGCUCGCCUCGUGGCGAAGGCGAUUCCGAGGCAUCGAGGCGUAUCAAGACGGAGCUGCUCGUGCAAAUGGACGGUGUCGGUAAGGACAGCAAGGGUGUUCUAGUCCUAGGCGCGACCAAUAUUCCCUGGCAACUCGACUCUGCUAUUCGACGACGAUUCCAGCGACGUAUUCACAUCGGUCUUCCCGACGCACCAGGCCGCGCGAGCAUGUUCAAGAUCUCAGUUGGCGAUACAGAAACAGACUUGACUCCAAACGACUACAAUGAGUUGGCCAAGUCGAGUGAGGGAUACUCGGGCAGUGACAUUGCGAACGUGGUACAGCAUGCGUUGAUGAGACCAGUGGCGAAGAUUGUGCAGGCGACGCACUACAAGGAGAUCAUGGUGGACGGUGUAAGAAAACUGACACCAUGCUCACCCGGGGACCCAGCGGCGAAGGAGAUGAGCUGGCAUGAUGUACAGUCGGAGGAGCUUGAGGCGCCAUCAGUGGAUGUGAAGGACUUCAAGAACGCUCUGAAGGAGACGCCACCAACCGUCUCCAUGACAGAUGUUGUUGCGCAUACGAAAUGGACGCAGGAGCUUGGAAGCGAGGGCGCAUGAUGUGGCAUGCUGCUCAACGAGGGUCGGGCCAGCCGUGGUUUUGGCCACAUGAAAUACGAGCAUCUCAAGCUUUCACGACAACCUGAUUGGGCCUGCUAGCGCGAGACACUUUGAUUUCAGUCUAGGUAGGUCAUCAUGACAAGUCGCGUUGAGAUGGUGUCAGCAUAUGGGCAGAGGACGGCGUCUUGGGGCGUUACUUGUCUGCUGGGAGGUGCCUUGGUGUUAGCGACUUGCAUAGCGGCUGUGUGUCGCGCAGGGCCCUGUAUGUAUGUUCUUUACUGCGAUACUCCAGCUCUCGAAUCGUGCAGAUCAAAUCACUGUACACGUAACACAUGAACGAAGAGAAGAGGCGCGGUCGAAGUUUCUGAACUCGUUGAUAUGGGUAUGAACCUUCGUCAGACUGUACAUACACGACACAAUGCAAACAGUGCCCUCAAACUCCCAUGCCGAAAAACCAUUUGAACUCCGGGAUCCAGACAACAGACAGACAAGCCGAGUGGAGGAGAGAGCCGCCGGGACCGUAUACCCUGCAGGUCCGUACAGCAAACUCUCCAGCGGCGCCAAAAAGAGGAAAAAGAGCAAGUCCACCCGUUGUUAGCAGCUGAUGCCUUCCUAAUCAUCGUGCUUGGACUUCUUCUUCUUCUUCUUCUUCUUUUCGCCGUCCUCGACCGGCGCGGGCUCGGCGGCACCGACCUCGGACUCGCGCUUGCGCUUCUUCUCCUUCUUGUCGGACUUGUCCUUCUUCUCCUUCUUGGACUUCUUCUUGUCCUUCUCGACCUCGCCAGCCACGGGAGCAGCCAUCAUAGACUCGUCGAGCUGCAUGUCGUCGCCCUCAACAAUGUCCAGGACAGAGGCCUUGAAAAUAGUUAGCAAUGUGUGACAAUCACAAAGCAGAGCACAUGUACGUACCA
This is a messenger RNA of Verticillium dahliae VdLs.17, 2204 nucleotides long. Its product is annotated as vacuolar protein sorting-associated protein. Gene Ontology annotation, molecular function: ATP hydrolysis activity; ATP binding. The transcript is spliced from 3 exons. Gene Ontology annotation, biological process: endosomal transport; vacuole organization. Lineage: Eukaryota; Fungi; Ascomycota; Sordariomycetes; Glomerellales; Plectosphaerellaceae. The record is from RefSeq and is a predicted model, not a curated record. Bases 1 to 1293 code for a protein of 430 amino acids.